Callorhinus ursinus (northern fur seal) is the source of this 4262-nucleotide messenger RNA. RefSeq names its product adducin 3 (gene ADD3). Gene Ontology annotation, cellular component: postsynaptic density; cytoskeleton; plasma membrane. NCBI's taxonomy places the organism in Eukaryota, Metazoa, Chordata, Mammalia, Carnivora, Otariidae. The record is from RefSeq and is a predicted model, not a curated record. Gene Ontology annotation, biological process: barbed-end actin filament capping. Gene Ontology annotation, molecular function: actin filament binding.
GGGGGUUUAAAUUAUUUUCUUUAAAAGCAGUGAGCGAGAGCUAGAGGCAUCGCGACCCAGGUGUCGCCGCUUCCUGCUAUAGAGGGCUCGGCGCCCAGGUCCCUCCCUCCUCACGCCCCCUCCCCUUGUGUCCUCCCCUGUGGAGCCGUGCGGCGCUUAAGAGGCGGCCGCGGCGGAUCGAGCAGCCGCUGCAGCUUCGGCGGCCUCGGAGAAGGAGGAGGGGAAGCACAAAGCCCGCUGCGCGAGGCGAGCUGCGAGAUAACAAGGGGAGUCGCUGACUUGAAGCAUGAGUUCAGAUGCCAGCCAAGGCGUGGUCACUACUCCUCCUCCUCCCAGCAUGCCUCACAAAGAGAGGUAUUUUGACCGCAUCAAUGAAAAUGACCCAGAAUAUAUUAGGGAAAGAAACAUGUCUCCUGAUCUACGACAAGACUUCAAUAUGAUGGAGCAGAGGAAACGAGUUACUCAGAUCCUGCAAAGUCCUGCCUUUCGGGAAGACCUGGAAUGCCUUAUUCAAGAACAGAUGAAGAAAGGCCACAACCCAACUGGAUUGCUGGCAUUACAGCAGAUCGCAGAUUACAUCAUGGCCAAUUCUUUCUCAGGCUUUACUUCACCUCCCCUCAGUCUCGGCAUGGUCACACCUAUCAGUGACCUUCCUGGGGCAGAUACAGCCUCAUACGUGAAGGGAGAAAAGCUUACCCGCUGUAAGCUUGCCAGCCUGUACAGACUCGUGGACUUGUUUGGAUGGGCACAGCUGGCAAAUACAUACAUCUCCGUGAGAAUAAGUAAGGAGCAAGACCACAUAAUAAUAAUUCCUAGAGGCCUGUCUUUUUCUGAAGCCACAGCCUCCAAUUUGGUAAAAGUCAAUAUAAUAGGAGAAGUGGUUGAUCAGGGAAGUACUAAUUUGAAAAUUGACCACACAGGCUUCAGUCCCCAUGCUGCAAUCUAUUCCACACGUCCUGAUGUUAAGUGUGUGAUCCACAUCCAUACUCUUGCAACAGCAGCUGUAUCCUCCAUGAAGUGUGGGAUCCUUCCAAUUUCUCAAGAGUCCCUCCUCCUGGGAGAUAUUGCCUAUUAUGACUACCAAGGGUCACUUGAUGAACAGGAGGAGAGAAUUCAACUGCAGAAAGUUCUGGGGCCAAGUUGUAAGGUGCUGGUACUCAGAAAUCAUGGUGUGGUAGCCCUUGGAGAAACAGUUGAGGAGGCUUUUCAUUAUAUAUUUAACGUGCAGAUAGCCUGUGAGAUUCAGGUGCAGGCAUUAGCAGGGGCAGGUGGAGUAGACAAUCUGCUUGUGCUGGAUCCUCAGAAGUACAAAGCUUUCACUUACACCGUGGUAGCAUCUGGAGGAGGAGGAGUGAAUAUGGGUUCCCAUCAAAAAUGGAAGGUUGGCGAGAUUGAGUUUGAAGGGCUGAUGAGGACUCUGGAUAAUUUGGGGUAUAGAACAGGCUAUGCUUACAGGCAUCCUCUCGUUCGAGAGAAGCCCAGGCACAAGAGUGAUGUGGAGAUCCCGGCAACUGUGACUGCUUUUUCCUUCGAGGAUGACACAGUGCUACUGUCUCCUCUCAAAUAUAUGGCACAGAGGCAGCAGCGGGAAAAAACAAGAUGGCUGAACUCCCCAAAUACUUACAUGAAAGUGAAUGUGCCUGAGGAGUCUCGGAAUGGUGAAACCAGUCCCAGGACCAAAAUCACAUGGAUGAGAGCAGAGGAUUCUUCUAAAGUUAGUAGUGGAACACCUAUCAAAAUUGAAGAUCCAAAUCAGUUUGUUCCUUUAAACACAAACCCGAAUGAGGUACUAGAGAAGAGAAAUAAGAUUCGAGAACAAAACCGAUAUGACUUGAAAACAGCAGGACCACAGUCUCAGUUGCUUGCUGGAAUUGUUGUGGAUAAACCUCCUUCUACCAUGCAAUUUGAAGAUGACGAUCAGGCCCCACCAGCUCCUCCCAACCCCUUCAGUCAUCUCACAGAAAGAGAGCUUGAAGAGUAUAAGAAGACAAUCGAACGUAAACAGCAGGGCCUGGAAGAAAACCAUGAGCUAUUUUCCAAGAGCUUCAUCUCCAUGGAAGUGCCUGUCAUGGUAGUGAAUGGCAAGGAUGAUAUGCAUGAUGUUGAAGAUGAGCUUGCUAAGCGAGUAAGUAGGUUAACUACAAGCACGACCAUAGAGAACAUCGAGAUUACCAUUAAGUCUCCAGAAAAAAUUGAAGAAGUCCUGUCACCUGAAGGCUCACCUUCAAAAUCACCAUCCAAGAAAAAGAAGAAAUUCCGUACUCCCUCUUUUCUGAAAAAGAACAAAAAAAAGGAGAAAGUUGAAGCCUAACUGAAGUCUUUUUUAUAAUUAUUACAAUGUGACAUUGCACAUUUAAAUACCACAUUUAGGUUGAUCAUUAAUAUGCAGUGGUAGAUAAGAUUGGGGGUAUGUAGCAAACUGGACUUUAAGAACUGGAAAGAGAUUUUACUAAAAGAAAAACAUUAUGAAAAAAAAUCUCAAAUUCAUCUCUCAUUUUAUAUGUCCAAAAAAGGUUUUUGAAUUUUUAAAUACUUGCUAGUUUUAGUUAGCUCUGCCCUCAUGAAGUAUUACUAUAAUUCACCACAAACAGGUAUCUGUCUGAAUUACUUCAGGCCUUCUGCAUAAUAUCUGUUGGAAACAAAUUACCAGGGAACAAGCGAGAGAAUUUUUAUUUCUCAGCAGCUGCUUCACUGGGUAAUCAGAUUAUAAUUUUUUACCAUGAUUAUUGACUGUACCUUUUGGGUUCCCAUUGUUUCAGUGGGCAUUAACAGAACGCUUUAAAAGCUUCUAAGAAUCUAUAGCAUUAGUAUACACUGGCACAUAAUUUUUUUUAAAAAAAAGUUUAGGAAAAGAUUCAUUUGGAAUUUUAUUCAUAGUAUAAAAUUUCCUCACCUGAAGUAACUUUCUUUGCCAAAAAAAAUCAUUUUAGUAAACUAUAAUUUUUGAAAACUUCCUUUUUUAUUAGUUUAGAAAGCCCCUUAUUUUUCAACAAAGGGGAUUUUGUACACGUAACAUGGGUUAUUUAGUUUAACUCUGGCAAAAACGAUUUUUGUAUGUUGAGAUGUUUAUAUACCAUUCAAUUUAAGCAUCAUAAGCAUAUUAGCCAAUCAUAUAACCGUAGAGCAUAUUUGAGGCUGCUUGGUACUAAGUAUACUUAAAUAUAAUUCAAGAAUCCAGGGACUUGGUAUCAAAAGGGGAUUAGAGCAUUUCAAGGUAUAACUAGAUUCAUAUUUGAACCUUAUCAUGUAUUUUUCUCUUAGUAUUGCUAACAAAUGAAGAAGCUCUCAUACAGUAACCAAAUGAAAAGGAAAAGAGAAAGUGAAAAAUGAAGGGAACAAAAGUGGUGUCAUGCAAAGAAUUCUAGUUUGAUAAAGACUCAUCGUCACGAUAGGAUUUGAAGCAUAGUUUUUUUGAAACAUGUCCCAAAUUGCUAAAAUUCUGCUUUGCCAAAAUCCUCAUAUUUCUUCAUUGAUAUUUGAGUUUUAAAAGGGUCAAUUCCUUUUAAUUUCUGUAUCUUUAGAAGGCAGUACUAGGAGAAAUCAGUGGGUCUGAUCCCCAGUGAGAAAACCUACCACUUCUUGAUUUUUUACAAAAUUUUCUUAUCUUGUUUCAAUUAACUUUCUUUCUAAUGUAAAUACAAAUUUAAACCUAGACUUAAUAUAGUUUUUCCCCCCUUUACCCAAGUGAUGUCACAAAUCAGUGUAAAAUCAAUGAUCCGAAAUGGUCAGUGGGUAAAAAUAAUCCAAAGUGUUUCUGGAGGGUGAGUUGGCAUGUAAAAAAAUCACAUUGAUUACAGUGUGUUCGGGGGCUGGUUCUGUUUGACUGUAUUUGUAUGAUGAUGCAAAGUUGAAACAGAGCCUGGAAAUUUCAUUCUAGAUCUCACUAACUACUGGAAUCAGUGUUUUAAUCUCUUAGUGGAAACUUUCAGUUGCUUAAUUCUGUAUUUGAGGAUUUUUUCUAUGUUCUACAUCAUUUAUGUUGUAUUACAACGUAUGUAGAAACAGUAACCUGUGAACUAUGCUUUUCCAUAACUUUUUAAAUAUAUAUAUAUCUUAAAUGAAUGCAAUGUGCAUAAAUAUUUUUUAAAUGCAACAGUGAACUAUUUGCACCUUUUGCUAAUGCCUCUAUUUACUUGCUUUGGCAUAAAGAAUGAGCCAAUGAACCUCUGUGUCCUGUGGAAAAUGUAAAAUGUUAUCUGAUAUUGCUCUUAGAUGUAAUGCUAAUUAAUGUUAAAUCACAAAUAAACAGUAUUUUAAAUAGA